AAGGGCGUGGCCUAGGGUCCGGUUGCCAUGGCCACGGCUCCGCUUGGCGGGAGUCGGGUCGGCGCCUCAGCGGGGCCGCGCCGGCUUCGCUCGAGGAGCCCCCGAGAGCAUGAAGGCCUUCCUAAGGAGCUCGGAUGGCAUCUUGGCCCUCAGGCCAAAGAUAACGACGAUAGGAAGGCAUGAUGAGUCAGACAUCGUUCUUAAGUCUCCAGGGCUGGAAGACCAUCACGCCGCCCUCGAAUUCAGCGACGCCGAGCACAGCUUCGUUCUUCGGGACUUCAACACCGGCAGUGGCUCCUUUGUGAACGACUGCCAGAUCCAGAACGUGGCCGUGAAGGUGGGCCAGGGAGACCUCCUGCGCUUUGGCUCCGCUGGGCCCACCUUCGAGCUGGUGCUGGACCACCUGCCACAGGUGCCUUAUCCUCCAGUGAAUCGGCGCAUUGCCUGGCCGGGCCAAAUCCAGGUAGUUACAGAGGCAGCCUCCCCUCCUUCGGCAGCUGCUGCUCCUCAGUUUCCGUGGCUGCCCACUCAGCAGUCCUCACCCGCCAGCCCCAGCUGGCCCUAUUCAGCAAGCGGGGCCUCACCACGUCCCCCCCUCCGAAAAAGGCCUCCUGGAAGCGCCUGGGGCAGGACCGUCUCUUCCUCUGCCUUCUCUCCCGAGCUUUCCAGCUGGUCUCCAGCCACCCUCACAGGCAACGGAGCCCUCCCUGGCCCUCUCGCCAGCAGCCACCCGGGGGAUGUGCUGCUCAAAGAGAAGGAAGAGACCAUUUUGAAACUGGGGGAGGAGAUCAACCGCUUGUCCGCCUUUGAAAGCGAGUGCAGCCACAAGGACACGCUGAUCGCGGAGCUCCAGCGUGAGAUUUCGGCCAUGAACGAGAAGGUGGUGGCAACCCUGGCCAAGAAGGACACCGAGUUCCAUCAGAAGCUGGCCAGCCUGGACAAAGAGUCCGAAGCCAAGGCCGAAGAGAUCAGGAGGCUGAAGGAGCAGGUGACCGGCCUGCAGAGAAACACCAGCGAAGUCUUGUACCACUCCCUCUCGGACCGCGACCUGCAAAUCGCCCACUGGAAGCAGGAGAACGAAGCCCUGAAGAAGAGCUAUGCGCUCACCACAGGGCUGGUGACCAGUUUGCAGAAGGAGGCCGUCUCGAAGGAGCAGCGCCUCCAGCAGCUGAAGACGGAGAUGGAGAAGCUGCGGCAGGAGAGCCGGGAGAAGGACAGCCAGCUGGCCUAUGUCUCCGCCCAGCGGAUCGCAGAGCUGGAGCUGCAGGCCGGCCAGGCCAAGGAGGAGGCGAAGAGACACUGCGCAGAGCAGGAGGCCCUGAGCCGGAGGCUGGCCGAAACCACCAAAGCCGAAGGGGAGCUGAAGCAGGAGGCGGAGAGGCGGGCCCAGCAGGUGCAGGAGUUGGGCCGCCGGGAGCGUCUCCUGCGCUCGGAGAUGGAACAGGCGGAGGCUCAGGCGCAGCGUUUCCGGGACCAGGUGCUGAAGGCCCUCUUUCCCGACCCUCCCAGGAAGCCUCUGACUGAUGAGCAGAUUGUUGAGGGGCUCCACCAGAUGCAGGAGAGCCAGCGGGGGUCCGAGCAGAGGGAGGCAGGGCUGCAGAAGGAAGUGCAGACGAGGGGCCUGGAGAUGGAGAAGCUCUCCUCCAACCUGACCCUGCUGAAGAACUCGCUCGACGGAUUCCAGGAGUUCCUGAAGACCUCUUUCUCGGCCAAGAGCCUAAAGGGGGCCAUCAGCCAGCUGCAGAGCCUUCCCCCUCUGGCUCCCCUGGCGGCAGGAAUCCAAGUCUCCCUGGCCCGCAUCUUCUACAGCGUCCUGGGCUGGGUGGAAGCACUGGAGUCUCUGCUCUGGAACAUGGGCAUUGAUGCCCCGCCUGGCGACGCAGGAAUGGCCGCCUACAUGAAGCAGCUGCUGGACCAGCACCACGGCGUGACGGGGCAGCUCCAGGCCUUGCAGGGUCAGCUGCGGAGGGCGGAGGAGUCCCAGCACGCCACCCUGCGGGAGAAGCUGAAGGAGCUGAAGGAGCAGCUGGAGGGGGAGUCCCAGGCCAGGGAGAGGGAGAUCCAGGAGGAAGGGAAACAGCAGAGGGAGGCCUUGGCCAGGAGGGCCGCCCUGGAAGCAGCCGAGCUGAAAGAAGCCCUGGAGGAGGAGAGGAAAAGGGGCCGCCUCUUGGAAGCAGAAGUGAAGGAACUCUCCCAGGCGAUGGAAGGGCAGAGGGCCCUGGAGAGGACGCUGGACGCCCGGGUGAAAGAGAGCCUGGGCUCUCUGGAAGAUGCCAAGAGGGGGAAGGCCACGGCGGAAGAGAAGCUCUCGGCCUGGGAGAGGCGGCUGCAGGGCCUGGAGGCCGAGGCCGAGUCGCUGAGGCAGAAGCACCAGCGGGAGAUCUCGGAGUACCAGGAGCAGGUCAAGCAGCACGCCAGGACCAUCGUGCAGCUGGAGAAGAGGCUGCCCAGCGCUGCCGCCCAGCCGCCGGAGGAGGAACGUGGGCCCCGGCCGAGAGAAACGCAGAAGGAGCCUUGCAAGCCCCCCUUGCCUUCCCCACUGGGGCUCUGCCCCAUGGACGGCUUCCACGCGUUCCUGAAGGAGGAGCUGGCGGAUGCCAAGCAGGAGAUCCAGGCCAACCAGGCGGUCAUCGCGGAGCUCAAGAAGGAGCUUUGCCAGGCCAGAGCCACGAUGUCCGACGUGAUCGGGGAGCUGAGUGAGAAGCAGAAGGCGGAGCUGGAGGAGAAGAGGGGCCUCGUGCAGAGCCAGGCCCGAGAACUCGGCCUCCUGCGGGAGAAGCUGUCGGAGUCCUCCAGGAUGCUGGGCCAGAGGGAGAACCACCUCCAAGCCACCACCCAGGAGCUGAAGAGGGCCCGGGAGAAGGCGAAGGAGCUGCUGGAGGAGGCGAAGGCCGCCCAGAGGGCCAGGCUUCUGCAGCACAAGGGCGUGCAGACUGCGGGGGCCCUGCAGGACCAGCCCCACCCGGCUGCCAAGGAGCCCCCCCUCUUGUCCCUGGCCGACCUGGGGGCCCGGUGCAAAGGCUCCCGCCACGAGGAGGUCAUCCAUCGGCAGAAGGAAACCCUGGCCGAACUGCGCAAGAAGCUCCGGAAACUGGAGAAGGAGGCCAGAAGCUCGGAGCCACUCCUGGUCGUGCAGAGAGGGCCGGCAGAGAAGCCAGAGCAGGCGAGGGAGAAGGACCCGGUGGCGGUGCUGACGGUGGCCAUGGGUGCCCACCAGCCUCCAGCCGGGCCCUCCAGCUUCGACCCCAACGAGGCCACUGAGAGGAAUGCCAGGCUGGAGAUGGCGGAGGCGCUGGACCUCAGCGAGAACCUGUACCUCAGCCUCGUGCGGGGCCUCUCCAGCCUGAUGGACGUGGAGCAGCUGAUGGGCUUGCGGACGCUCAAGCACCUGCCCCAGGCCGAGCGGCAGAAGCUGGGCCUGCUGCGCCACAAGGACCUGGAGCUGCUGCUGGACAGGAUCGGGAAGCUGAAGAGCCGCCUGGAGAGGAAGGAGUCCCUGCUGAAGGAGUACGAGGAGGAGGAGCAGGAGCAGGGGGGCUCCGGGCCCUUCAGGGGCAAGAGGCACAGCCUGCAGGCCUGCCAGUCGGAGGUGGCCAGGCUGUCCGACCAGGUGCACCGGGACGCGGAGGAGAAGGCGCUGCUGAAGGAGGCGCUGGAGAGGAUGCGGCUGCAGCUGAGCAAGGAGAAGAGGCUGAACAAGGCCCUCAAGAGGCCCAAGACCCCCAGGAAGCCGCCCUGCGAGAGUCCGAAGGCAGCCGAGGGGACGAGGGAGGCCGGCAGACCCCGAGUGCCUUGCGGCGGCUGGGCCUAGGCGGCCUCUUCUCUGGAGCCCUGCGGGGCAGGAACGCUCCUGCCGCCACUGUAAAUAGGAGAAACAAUGAGGAUCUAUUUUGUAACUACGGGCAUCCAGGACCCCCCAAGCCCCACCCCGGGUACACCGGGCCUCGAAUGUGAGAAAGGCACCAGAGGUGCCACGGCUGGAGGAUAAAAGGCUCUCUUGCCCUGCUA
Messenger RNA from Thamnophis elegans (Western terrestrial garter snake), 4008 nucleotides. It is a transcript of the gene FHAD1, whose product is annotated as forkhead associated phosphopeptide binding domain 1. Bases 110 to 3811 code for a protein of 1233 amino acids. The record is from RefSeq and is a predicted model, not a curated record. The transcript is spliced from 28 exons. Gene Ontology annotation, molecular function: protein binding. Lineage: Eukaryota; Metazoa; Chordata; Lepidosauria; Squamata; Natricidae.